AUGCGUUUCACCACCACUUUCGCUGUCGCACCCCUCCUCCUCGCGUCCACGGUGCUCGCCUCCUUCGACGGAAACUUGAACUACAAGUCGCCGUCGAAGAGGCACCCUUGGUUGGGUAUCGAUCAGCCCAAGGUUGUCAAGCGCGCUACCACUGACCACCACGAUGCCUCGGCGUUGAACUUUACUCAUGGUGUUGCGUCCGGUGAUCCCUACUCAGACUCCGUCGUUUUGUGGACUCGUGUUGCUCCGACCUUCCAGGCUAGCAACUCUAAUGCUACUGUCAGUGACACCCAGCCAUUGUAUUACCACGGUAACAUUUCAUCUACCAACCCUAUCUGUGUCAAUUACAAGGUUACCGAGGCCAAGGACGUCUCCGGUGAUGUGAUUGCAGAGGGCACUGCCUACACUACCUCCGACGUUGACUACACCGUCAAGGUAAUCGCCGAGGGUCUCGAUGCCUUCACGACCUACUACUACCAAUUCUCUGUCUGUGACUCCAACAAGACCUCACCCAUCGGCCGCACCAAGACUCUCCCCAACGCCGACGAUGACAUUGAUGGAAGCGUCGGCUUGGCCGUCUACUCUUGCUCCAACUACCCUUUCGGAUUCUUCAACGCCUACGGAGGGCCCGUCCGCAAGGACUCGGUUGACUACGUCCUCCACCUUGGUGACUACAUCUACGAGUACAACGAGGGUGACUACGGAUGGGGUUACUCCAUCGACCGUACUCCCCUUCCCAACAAGGGCAGCGGGUUCGAGAUCACCUCUCUCUACGACUACCGUACUCGUAUCGCUCAAUACCGUACUGAUCAGGACCUCGCCGACUCUCACCGCUACUUCCCCUGGAUUCAGGUCUGGGACGACCAUGAGGUCGCUGAUAACACUUGGAAGGCUGGUGCGUCUUACAUGAACAAUACUGAAGACUCCUUCAUUCAAUUCGGUAACGUCUCCUUCGACCAGCGUAAAGCGAAUGCUGUCCGUGCGUACUUUGAGUGGAUGCCCCUCCGUCAAGUCGAUAUGGACGACAACCUCCGUAUCUGGCGUGACUUCUCCAUUGGGUCUUUGUUGGACUUGGUUAUGCUCGACACGCGUCAGUAUGAUCGUGAUAUCACGGACUUGUACUGGAACACCGACUACGUCCACGCCAUCUCCGACGAGCAGAGCCGUUCCCUCAUGGGUUCCCGCCAGGAGAACUGGUUCUACAAGAAGCUCUCCGAGUCCCAAGAGCGUGGAGCCGCAUGGCGCGUAAUCGGAAACCAAAUCGUGUUCUCCCGCCUCAACGAGUCCGUCGCAUACGGCUCCGAGAACCCCUUGAAUUACGAUGCGUGGGAUGGAUACCUGGCGAACAAGAACAGGACGCUUAAGCACCUCUACGAGAACGAGAUCAACAACACGAUUUUCCUUGCUGGUGACUCCCACGCUAACUGGGUUUCCGACCUCGUCUGGCUCGAUGAGCACUCCUACGAUCCCUCCACCGGUGCCGGAUCCAUCGGUGUUGAGUUCGCCGGUACGGCUGUUACCUCCCCUUCCCCCUUCGGUGCCAACAUCACCAUCGGAGCCGCAAACAAUAUCUCCACCGCCCUCGUCGACGCGAACCGCGAACUUCAGUGGUCCGAGACGUUCUACCGUGGGUAUUACGAGUUGCACCUCAACUACUCCACUGCGACUGCGCAGUACUAUGGAUACCCUGAUAUCAAGACCCGCAACGGCCAUGAGAUCUCGCUUGCAAACUUUACGGUGUAUGCGGAUGAGAACAAGUUGGCGAGAAACCCGAAGGUUGCUGGUGGUGUUGCAAAUGAUGGGUACCUCCGGGGUGGGAAGAUUACUCAGCUUUCCAAGUAGACGUAAAACUAUGUAUGAUGGUGCUUUCGGAUGGAAACUUCUCGUGAACUGCAUGAUUAGUACGACUUAGUGUCUUUAGAAAUAUACCUGGAU
Molecule: messenger RNA, 1935 nt
Organism: Saitoella complicata NRRL Y-17804
Lineage: Eukaryota; Fungi; Ascomycota; Saitoellomycetes; Saitoellales; Saitoellaceae
Product: phosphodiesterase/alkaline phosphatase D precursor
Exons: 1
Coding region: 1-1842 (613 amino acids)
Source: RefSeq, a predicted model, not a curated record